Messenger RNA from Vicia villosa (hairy vetch), 1282 nucleotides. RefSeq lists its product as uncharacterized. The coding region runs from base 121 to 1038 and encodes 305 amino acids. The transcript is spliced from 6 exons. NCBI's taxonomy places the organism in Eukaryota, Viridiplantae, Streptophyta, Magnoliopsida, Fabales, Fabaceae. The record is from RefSeq and is a predicted model, not a curated record.
GUUCACCAUAAAGACCAAUCAUUAGGAAAAGAGAAAUCAACUACUAGCUCUAAUGAAGUCACAAAUGAGAAAAGUCAUAAUGAGUCGCACUGUGAAAAAAGAACAAGAGGUUAUUCACAUAUGCUAGAUGUAUGGGACAUGCCGGCUGGAAACUUUAUACUAGUUGAUGUAGAUCAUUUGGGAAAUCCUAUCGGUUGGGAAGGAAAAACUCUAUUGAAUGCAAUUGGAAGUUUGGUAAGGAGACACCAAUGUGCUCCAAUCAAUUAUGUGUGCUGGAGUGAUAUGCCUGAGAAAAAUAUUACUGAUAUGCUUGAACUAAUUCAGACUAAAUUUCGUUUUGUUCCUGAAUUCACUGAGAGAACAGAGAAAAUACUAAAGGAUAAUAUGAGUAUUAAGUGGAGGCAAUUCAAGUAUCAUUUGAAGUCAAAGGGAUAUGACGGUAGUAAGAAAGAAGAAGAAAUGGCAAGCUACAUUCCCGAUAGAAGGGUUGAUCCUUCUCAGUAUCGUGAUUUAGUACAUUAUUGGUGUUCUGAGGACGGACAGAAAAUCAGUGGCAUGAACAAAAUGAAUCGCAAAAAAUAUGAGGACAUUCAUUGCAUGGGAACCAAGAAUCUUCCAAGCCUAAUUCAUGAAAUGACAACAAAAGCUGGAGGAGUGCAACCUUCACGGGCACAAAUUUACAUUGAUACUCGAACUAGAAAAGAUGGAAGUAUUGUGACUGAAAGUGCAACAUAUGUGAUUGAAGAGUUAAAGAAGCAUAUGGUAGAGGAGGAAGGCAGCUCACAUGAUUCUCAAGCCACCAAAGAUUCUACAAGCUGGAAGAAUGAUGCUUAUUCAAAGGUUAAACGACCUGAAAAGAGAGGACGGGUGCGUUGUCUUGGCAAGCUUCCCCGGCAUGCCAGUUCUAGCUCCAAUGCAGAUAAUAGAGUUGCAACAUUAGAGAAUUUGCUUGGAAAUUUGGUCUCUGUUCUUCAAAUGCGGUUUUCUGAAGAUCCACAAGUUAACGAGGUCUUACGAGCUAUUGCUGAAGAGGUUUGAUUUUGUGUCACCUAUUGACCACAAUUUAGAUUCAAAUAUAUGAAAGUGAAGAUACAAGACCAUUCAAAAUUGUAGAUACAUGAAAGCUGGUGCUUCUGUUGAAUCCUCUUGAAUAUUUUACUUGGUCAUUGAUUAGAUUCAUACAAAAUAGUGGUCUUUCUAGUUAUACUUAUUCAAACAGAAAAUAAGAAAAUGUAGUUGAAAUUCUUUGUUACUAUAUUGAAAUAUUUGAAUUUAAUUGAAA